Drosophila willistoni is the source of this 867-nucleotide messenger RNA. RefSeq lists its product as uncharacterized. Gene Ontology annotation, molecular function: nucleic acid binding. NCBI's taxonomy places the organism in Eukaryota, Metazoa, Arthropoda, Insecta, Diptera, Drosophilidae. Gene Ontology annotation, biological process: DNA integration. The transcript has a single exon. Bases 1 to 867 code for a protein of 288 amino acids. The record is from RefSeq and is a predicted model, not a curated record.
AUGGGAGCAGAGGUGUGCACGUCGCGGCCGAUACAGAAGCUGUAUCUGGACUUCCUGGGCAAAUAUCCACGAUCUCGGAAAGGUAAUGCCUAUAUUCUAAUAGUGUUGGAUCACUUUACUAAGUUUGUGUGGCUCAAAACCAUGCCAAAAGCGACGUCCGCAGCGACAAUAAAGUUCUUGAGGGAGGAACUCUUUAACACGUUUGGAGUACCGGAGAUAGUACACACCGACAACGGGAAACAGUUUACCUCCAAGGAGUUCGAGGAAAUGGUGUCCCGUUUCGGGAUCACACAUACGCGGACAGCAGCCUAUUCACCCCAGGCAAACGCAUCGGAGCGGGUGAAUCAGUCUAUUUUGGCGGCGAUAAGAACACAUGUUGGCGAGGAUCACACGCAUUGGGAUGUAAAGAUACCAGAGAUACAAGCGGCACUGAGAAGCGCGGUGCACUCAACGAUUGGAACAUCUCCGUAUUAUGCGAUGUUUGGCCAACACAUGUUUCGCAACGGGGGCGACUACCGAUUGGCUCGGAAGCUGGAUGCUGAUGCGGCAGUGAAAAUUAAGCAACUGCCCAGAGAAGACCAAUUGCAAAUCCUCCAGGAAAAGAUCGUGGCCAGGGCCCAUCAAGCCUUUGAAAAGUCGAAAAAAAGGUAUAAUCUAAAAGCUAGGGAGAUACAAUACCGACCAGGACAGGAGGUGUGGAAGCGCAACUUCGUUCUCAGCGACUUCAAGCGAAAUAUAAAUGCAAAAUUCUGCAAAAGGUAUUCUCGAUGCAGGAUAAUGAGACCAGUGGGCAAAAACAUGUAUGAAUUAGAGAACUUACAUGGCAUCCGAUUGGGAGUUUUCCACGCCAAGGACUUGAAGCAGUAG